This is a messenger RNA of Kuraishia capsulata CBS 1993, 2844 nucleotides long. RefSeq lists its product as uncharacterized. Lineage: Eukaryota; Fungi; Ascomycota; Pichiomycetes; Pichiales; Pichiaceae. The record is from RefSeq and is a predicted model, not a curated record. Gene Ontology annotation, cellular component: HIR complex; nucleus. Bases 1 to 2844 code for a protein of 947 amino acids. Gene Ontology annotation, biological process: DNA-templated transcription; chromatin remodeling; regulation of DNA-templated transcription. Gene Ontology annotation, molecular function: protein binding; nucleosome binding. The transcript has a single exon.
AUGCAUCUCUUCAAGUUCCCGAUUCCGGUGGAACCCUCGGAGAGCGGGCUGGCAUGUCCUGCGGUGACUGUCAACCCUGACAACACGAAAGUGGCCUUCGCGAGACUAGAUGGCCAGGUAUGGAUAUACGCACUGGACAAACUGAUGGCCACGGUGCCCAUAACGGCUCAAAAGCCCGAUUUCACUGAAUUGAGUGCUCCUAUGUCGAAAGUCAUUCCAGAUGAGGGCCGAAGCGAGAUUACAGCAGUGCGAUAUGGUAACCUUACUGACUUCUUAGCCGUUGGGUGCUCCAACGGAGAGGUCUACAUUCAAAGAGACGGAAAGCUCGAACUGGCUGUUGAAGGAAUCAAGUCCUCGGUUUCUGAUCUUUCUUGGUCUGCGGAAGACGAAUUGCUGGCAAUCGCGACUCUUGGCGCUGGAAUACUGAUCUACGAUGUCAAUAACCAAGAGGUGAUUUCCAUCAUCAACCAAGAUGCCACCAGCAUAAAAGGUAUCGCUUUCGACUGCAACAUGGGCAAAAACUUAAUAUCUCUUAGUGAUGAUCGUAAAGCCCUGUUGUUUGAAUACACAUUAACGGAGGACAAAGAUGGAAAAAGACACUUUAAUUCUUCGGUGAAGAGCUUUGACGGUCUGGUGAACAUUUCAACUCUGAACAAGUCAAGAGUGAGGAAGUUAUCUUGGAGUCGAGACAACCGCAUUGUUACAUUUCCCAAUGCCUCGAAAGGUCCUCAAACGGCUUUGGUUACAGUGAUGCGCAAUCCUGAAAACCCACCCAAACAGCCUACCGGUGCGUCAGGCUCAUGGAAGUCCUGGUGCAGCUUCGUAGGACACGGCUACCAAUGUUCAGUGACUUCUGUUUCUCCAGUGACGUAUAGAAAUCUGGACUGUUCACCUCAGCAAUUGGAAUCGGCUGGGUUGGAUAUCAUAGUGAAACAUUGUCCCACUGCUCUCGAUUACAGGUAUGCCUAUAUCGUGGCUACGGGCUCGUUGGACUCCACCAUUGCCAUCUGGAGUACGUGCGCUGAUUCCCCGUUGCUUGUGGCUGAAGGAAUAUCCAGCUCUGGUGUUGUUGAUAUGAGCUGGAGCAAAGAUGGGUCGAAGUUGUUUUUCACAACCAUCAACGGUGAGUUUUGGGUCAUGGCGUUUGAGGAGAACGAGCUGGGUCCCAUAGUUGACUCUUCCACAACAGGAGUCAUUCCGGCAUCUUUGCUAAAAAAGAAUUUGAAAGAGAAGCUGAAGUUGUCGCGGGAGGAAGCCAUUUUGGAGGAAAAGAAAGCAUCUACGCAAGAUGACACAGCAAAGUCGGUAGAUGACACGGUUGAGACUGUUGUUCCACAGAAGACAAAUGGAAAUGCCAUUGUAUCUACAAUGGUUGCAAAAACUAAAGAAGGCAAGAAGCGGGUACAGCCGUUGCUUCUCUCGGGUUCGACAAAUGCAAAUGGAAACUCUAAUGGAAACGAUAAGAACAAGGCCGAUCGUGCAUCGGCUCCAAGACCUGUUUCCACUAUGGAGUUUGAUCCCCCAUCGUACUCUGUUGGAAAAGAACUUCCCGGGAAAGUCAACAAGCUAGCGAGGCCGGCUGACCUAGACGGUGAUUCGUCAACUAACCAUAAGCAACAGAAGAAGAGCAUUGAUGCUAUUGAGAUCAUAGGAUCGGUUGUGCUGAAUCCUUCAAACGCUUUCAGUAAUGUUCGCAUUUCAAUUCCAAAAGUGAGGUCCGUGAUUAAGCAGGUCUCUCCCACCGACGACUCCUUGGAGUUGGAGAUUAUCAAUGGAAACGGUAACGAGUCUACUCCUAGCAGAGUAUCCUUAACGAAAACAUAUCUGCCGUUCCAGUCUUCUGAGGUGGAAAGGAAGCAAGUCUUUGUGGACUUUCUACCGAAACGGGUUUUGCUGGCCACUGGUGGUGACGGCGAUUUCUGGGUGGUGGCCACAGUUGACGGGAAUAUCAUUGUCUACAGCGAUGUAGGAAGGCGUCUGCUGCCUCCCAUUGUUUUGGGUUCUCCUCUCUCGUUUUUGGAGAGCAAAGGGAAGUAUCUGUUGGCUGUCACAUCCAUAGGAGAGCUGCACAUUUGGGAUGUUCCAGCAAAGAAGAGUUUGUUUGGGUCGACUUCGCUGUUUCCUCUUCUUCAACCCAUAUAUCGCUCAAAUGCAACAGAUUCCUCGAACAAUGUCUAUUUUACAGGUGAAUACCUCUCAAGAGCAGAGAACCUCACUCUGUGUUCUGUUACUGCCACGGGAAUCCCAGUGGUGACUCUCAGUAACGGAAACGGGUAUUUGUAUAACCAACAUAUGGGCACGUGGAGUUUGAUAAGUGACUCAUGGUGGGCAUUUGGGUCCCAGUAUUGGGACUCUACAGCUGUUGGAUCUACGAGCAAUGACAAAUCUGCUGAUGUCGAUGGCGGUUCAGAGAACAUCGUUUCUCUUCUGGAAAGGCAUACCAACGAAGAGGUUAUGAGAAAAGGCAAGGGCAGACUGUUUUCCAAGAUCAGCAAGAUUAUGCUGAUGAAAGAGGGAUAUGAGAAUCUGGAAGUUGUAAUCUCUCUGAACCACCUCGAAAACAAACUUCUCGUGUACGAGUUGCUUGGAGAUGAGGCCAGUUUCAAGAAUCUAUUCAUUGUCUAUAUGAAGAGAUUGAGUGAGAUUCCUCUCAAAGCCCGAAUCUUGGAGAUUUGUGCUGAGCUGUAUGGGCCGAAUGACGUUACUUCAGCUCCCUGGGAGCCUAAGGUUUGUGGAAUUGAUAAGCACAAGCUACUCAAAGAGAUCGUGCUGGCAUGUGCGAAGUAUCGCGAGGUGCAAAGAAUCUUGGUUCAGUACGGUGAAGCAGUUGACGUGAUUGGGUAA